UAGGGCUGACAUAUUCCCAUCAUGCUUUGCGCGCGAGAUUAUAAGACGAAAACACUGUUCGGUUCAUUGCUAUCGAAGGUAUGAAUAUGGUGAAACCCGAGGAACAACAUUUAUCAUCCGAAGGAGGGGACAACAAGUCCAGGGGAUGCUGUGAUUAUAUUAUCACUGGUUUGUCCAUUCUCCUCUUUGUCUUGACUUUCCCUAUUGCUGUAUUCUUCUGUAUAAAGAUUGUACAGGAGUAUGAGAGAGCUGUCAUCUUCAGACUUGGGCGAUUAUUGGAAGGAGGUGCAAAGGGGCCAGGCAUGUUUUUUAUUCUGCCGUGCAUUGACUCAUACCAGAAAGUGGACCUCAGGACGGUGUCUUUUGAUGUUCCGCCUCAGGAGAUCUUGACGAAAGACAGUGUGACGGUCGCUGUGGAUGCUGUGGUGUAUUUCAGGAUCGCAAACGCAACCAUGUCCAUCACGAACGUUGAGAAUGCGAACCGCUCCACUCGACUGCUCGCCCAGACCACCCUGAGAAACAUCCUGGGUACAAAAAGCCUGAGCGAGAUUCUUUCAGAGCGGGACAAUAUUAGCCAUACCAUGGAGGUUGCCCUGGACGAGGCCACAGACCCAUGGGGUGUCAAGGUGGAGCGGAUCGAAGUUAAGGACGUUCGGUUGCCACAGCAACUGCAAAGAGCCAUGGCAGCAGAGGCUGAGGCUUCACGCGAGGCCAGGGCCAAGGUCAUUGCCGCUGAGGGUGAGAUGAACGCCUCCCGUGCUUUAAAGGAAGCUUCCGACAUCAUCUCUGAGUCACCCCAGGCCUUACAGCUCCGCUACCUUCAGACCCUGACUACCAUCUCAGCUGAGAAGAACUCUACCAUCAUCUUCCCUCUCCCCAUCGACUUUAUCGCUAAGUUCAUUCCCGAUCACAAGAAAGAUCAGACGUACCUCUAAACCUGCUUGGGCCAACGAUUGCACGACGAUUGUUUUAAGUUCCCACAAUUUGGUGAUUCUUCUUACUCUCCUAAAGUUCACAUAACUGAAACAUGUAUAGGAUUUAAUGAUAUAUAAGUUAUAGCGACUAUAUUGUUAAGUUCUUAUCACCCGUUCACUUUGUCUAUCAUUGAUUAACUAAGUUUAUCAUAUUGGAAUAUUGGAAGCAUAUUGGAAGUAAAAGUUCGGCCAUGCACCAUAGUCUCUACGAGAAGCUUUGAACCAUUUAGGAUUUAGUCCUUGCUGUGUAAUGAUUUCAGUUUUGGAAUCUUGUGAGUAGUUAUACUAAAGCUUAAUACUGUACUUAUAGCAGCUCCACGUAAGAGAAAACAGAGAACCGAGAUAGAUGUAUUAUAGAUUCAGCUUAUAGUCUAACUGGACCGAACAGUUUCUUAAUGGAACAUAUAUACGUUUUUUUUCACCAUAAGCAUUGUUGUAAGCCUGUGAGUGCGUCCUUAGCUAAGCCUCUGAGUAAUAUAGUGAGGAGAGUUCAUAGCUGAUUGUGUAUAAGCAUGAAAAUAAAGCACAGCUGGAUACAAAAAUUUGACAUUUCUGCCAAGAAAUUUACUGUGUCAUCUGGAAUUAUUAAAAACGCUUAUCACAUCGAGUAAUAACAACAGAGAAUUGCUGAGUUGCUGAGUUUGUUAUUAGCUUUUAGGAAUCUUUUGCCCUUUACUUGAAUUUAGUUGUGAAAGGCCUCUGGUCUAUUUUAGUAUUUUAUGAUAUUCGUAGUUAUUUGUAUUCAGCGCCAUGUAUCGUGGGUCUACCACCAGCCAGUUUGAUUGCAAGGAAACGAUAUAAUGUAAUAUUGCAUUCACAUUUGGAUGUUUUAAUCAAAGGAAAUAAAUAUUCAAAAACUCAA
Molecule: messenger RNA, 1836 nt
Organism: Nematostella vectensis (starlet sea anemone)
Lineage: Eukaryota; Metazoa; Cnidaria; Anthozoa; Actiniaria; Edwardsiidae
Product: stomatin
Exons: 8
Coding region: 81-935 (284 amino acids)
Cellular component (GO): plasma membrane
Source: RefSeq, a predicted model, not a curated record